Molecule: messenger RNA, 2093 nt
Organism: Aspergillus caelatus
Lineage: Eukaryota; Fungi; Ascomycota; Eurotiomycetes; Eurotiales; Aspergillaceae
Product: tetratricopeptide repeat protein
Exons: 6
Coding region: 293-1408 (371 amino acids)
Molecular function (GO): protein binding
Source: RefSeq, a predicted model, not a curated record
ACUAACUUAAAAAUAAUCAUCAAUUGUUCUUGUACAAGGUUCACCACCUCUUGACACUGCCCCAACCCCGGCGCUUCUGCCUCCCUACCAUUCGACCAUAAGGCUGAAGUUAUUUUUGCCCGUGUUUGGCAUGAUAUUUCAACGUCCACUGUUCCCCGGUUUUCUUCCUGCUUGUCAUCUUCUCUCCACAUUUAUCAAUUCCUCAACUCAAAUUAAACGCUGCAAACAAUUCGGGUACUAGUUACCGAGGUCUGCUCCGCAGUUCUCCGAGUGAUCAGCACGCGCAGCAAAAAUGCCUUUGCGAGAGAUACUUCACAAGAAGGACAGAAUCAACGAUACCAGUGACCAAUAUGCGGCUGGUGUCCCUUCCUCGUUUCUGAGCCCGGUGCCUCAAAUUAUUCGAUCCGAUACCACCUCCCAAGAAGUCGUCACCCCACCCAUCUAUGACGGCGAUGAUGUCUACCACCAUCAGAACACACAUCUCGAAGUGUCGCCGCCUAGCUCUUCGUCGCGCCGUCGGUCACUGAAUCCAUUCAAUCGUUCGAGAGCGCCAUCUGAGUCCCUAGGAUCUCCGCCGUCUCAACCGCGCGAAAGAAGGCUGUCGCAAUUGCUCCAUCGUGAUCGGGGCAGCUCGCGGAAAUCUAUCGCUACCUCGACCAAUAUCCCGUCAGACCUUCCGCAGAUAAAUAAUGUGAAAGGCGAUGAGCAGGAGAGAGAAGCUCAAUGGGAGAAACGAGCAACGGUCUUGGUGCAGCGCAACCCGAAUCUUGGAUCGCCGUUAUCACCUACUUCGCCGGGCUUUGGAAGAAACAGUAUAGAUUCGCGGUCAAGGAGCUCUAGUCGAAGUGGUUUGAGUGACCCUCAAGGAGAUGUGAACAUCCAAGAAGCAAUUCGGCUCCAUGAAGCUGGAGAACUGGAGAAGUCAACAGAGAUGUUUCGUCGGUUGGCAGACCCCAACGGCGCAAACAAUGCACUGAGUCAAGUACUAUACGGCCUCGCACUAAGGCAUGGAUGGGGAUGCCCCAAAUCGGAAGAACAGGCGGUGACCUAUCUCUCGGCUGCGGCAUCUAAUUCGGCAUUGAUUGAGUCCCAGGCUCUCCAAGCAGGCAUCAAAAAGGGCGGUGCAGCUAAGGGAGAAUUGGUCCUUGCUAUCUUUGAGUUGGGUAACUGCUUCCGCAACGGCUGGGGAGUCAAGAAAGACCCUGCGGCAGCGCGACAGUACUUCGAAACGGCCGCGAAUCUAGGUGACACUGACGCCAUGAAUGAGGUCGCGUGGUGUUACCUAGAGGGUUUUGGCGGGAAAAAAGAUAAGUUCGCGGCUGCUAAAUAUUACCGAUUGGCCGAACAGAAAGGAAGUAAAUUAGUUGGGAAUUCUUGGAUAUGGAAAGAGAAGUACGAUCCCAAGUGAACCGAAUGCUCCCGGUACCUUACAGCCUCGUUCCACCGAGAAACCCCGUCUAUGAGCCCGUCUCUUUGCUCAUCAGAUGACUUGACUACAUCAUUGGAGAUAGAGUUAUCGCUCAGCUACCGAGGUCAGCCAGCCAAACGUCUUCGCUCAUAGGAUGAGAGGGGAGAUCAUCGCCCCGAUGAUUGAGGGUAGCCUAUAGGGGAGCACGCUGCACACCUACCUUUCACUUCAUUGCUAUUCACGAUCCAUACCUUGUACCACAAAUGGAACGUGCUAAUAUGAUCUAACCUUUAACCAAGUGACUUGGAACGAAUGUUGAUGACCCAAUGCCAGCCUCAUUUUGAUGGCAACCCAAUCUAUACCAUCGGUACUUUUGCUUAGUGUUUAUUUUCUCAUAAUUUUCUAUUUCACUUUAUUUGGUUUGUCAUUCUUGAUUCCCUGUUUUAAUUAGUUGAUGUAAUAUUGACCACAGUACUUUGCUCUAUUUGCCAAUCUACUGUUGCUUCUCUUGCAUUUGGAUGCCUUGUGUCCUUACCGCGUCCAUUAGUUGUAUGACCUGUUGCUGGAGGGCUUGUGACUAAGGGACAGUUUGAGUAUGCAUUUUGAUUUUUUCCUCUGAUGGAUACUACACGCUUUUCUAUUUGGGACUAUGAAUAGAUUCUAGGAAUUCGGUAUGAAACUGUCC